Sitodiplosis mosellana (orange wheat blossom midge) is the source of this 1452-nucleotide messenger RNA. RefSeq lists its product as uncharacterized. Lineage: Eukaryota; Metazoa; Arthropoda; Insecta; Diptera; Cecidomyiidae. The record is from RefSeq and is a predicted model, not a curated record. The coding region runs from base 1 to 1431 and encodes 476 amino acids. The transcript is spliced from 4 exons.
AUGGAUUUGGUUGUUGUGUAUUUGACAAAAGUGCGUCGGCACAUUAUCAUUCCGGAAAAAUAUAUUUAUGGGUUCAACCUCAAAGCACUGAAAAAUUACGGCAAAAAUCCAAGUCGUGAUCAAUUGAUUUAUUGGUCUGAGGAAUGCAUCGAGGGUGAGCAUUAUCCCGAUCCAGAUAUAAACGCUACUGUGUCGGAAAAUUGGCCGGCUCAAGCUGGUGCUUGGUUUCAUGGCCGCACAAUUUAUUACACCGAUGAUUUCGAAGAAGCAAAAAAAAUUAAGGAAAGUCGUCGCCGAAUUUGCCCUGGUGUUUAUAAUUCAGCACGUUUGCGCGAACCACCAUUGCCGUUGUUGGUUUUGGAGCCGAACAUUCAGCAACAACAACAACAAUCUGAUGACGAACGUUCGAUCGUCGAGGACGAACAACAACAACAACCGCAAUCUGACGAUGAUAACGAUGAUGGAUCGAUUGCCGAAGGUGAACAGCCAUCAAAUUUGAAUAUUUCAUCGGUAUCGCUCACUGAAGAACCAGCAAUUGCAAAUGAUUCACAUCGAUCCGAUGGAGAAGAAGAAAUCGCACAAAAUUCAUCUGUCGACCCGUUAGUGAACGUAAACAAUUUGAUCGACGAAACGAACAUACAAACAAACCAGAGCCAGCCCGAAAUGGAGCAAACAUUCGAUCAUGAUUUUGCCUCACAAUCAAAUUGUGAGCAACAGGAAUUAAUUGGUGCACAACAAGGUGUCGAAGCACUACCGAAUCAAAAUGAAGCAUCACCGAAUCGAGAUGUGCCAAUCGAAAUUAACAUGGCCACCAUGAAUCCGAUUCCAACUGACGAUGCCACGCCAACCACAUCAAACAGUGCCGUAUCAGAAGCAAAUGCAUCAAUCAAACCCGAGCCAGUGUUCGUUCAUUUGCUCGAAGACAGUGCAAAAGCAGUUGAUGACGUUUUGAAUGAAAGUUUUGAAUUGUGUGAUGAUUCUGGUGACGUUAUGAUUCAUUCCAAAUCAGCGGAUUUGAUGCCCCUGCCAUUCGCCGUUCGAAAUCCGUAUGAAGUCAAGCAACAUGACAUCAUAUCAGGCAAUCUUCCGUAUGCUACCAAUGAUGCCGGAGACAGAGCCUACAUCGUAUACAUGGGUGGCAAAUGGAAGCAAUUGUCGAUGCCAAUUCGCGUUGUCAAAGGUCUAAAAGGAUUUAACAUGGGUGGAUUUCGGAGCUCGGUCGACUACGACAAGAAAUUCGUGAAAGUUUUGCUGGUUGCCUGCAAUGGAAUCGACAAAAGUAAAAACUCCAUUUUGGAUCCAUUUGUCGGUGAAUUCAUACAUGAUUUGUUCCGCAUCAGAUGCGAAGGCGAAGUCGAAAACGAUCGCAUGAAAUCUUUGCACGAGCUCAUCAAAGUGUGCUGCGACGAACUGGCUGCGCAAUUUAAAUGAAAACCGUUGGUGUAAAUAAAC